Oppiella nova is the source of this 1245-nucleotide messenger RNA. NCBI's taxonomy places the organism in Eukaryota, Metazoa, Arthropoda, Arachnida, Sarcoptiformes, Oppiidae. The record is from the annotation of a GenBank genome assembly.
GAGAAUAUUCUUUAAAAAUAAAUUCUUACGUGAUUUUUGCUUACAGUUAUGGACGGAGUGGUAGGCAAUCAAACCUUGGGCUAUGACUACGAGUGUACUCCCGGGGACGGGACCUACUGUUCCCGGCUAUCAAACAACACUCACGUAUACAUCGAUAAUCCCAAUGAUAUGUUGGAUCCGUUUCACAUAAACCCCGCAUUCCUGACAAUAGUGAUCACACACGCCAUCACAUUCUUCGUGGGCAUAAUCGGCAACUCCGUAGUGAUCGCCACGUGGGCCAGGGGUGGCAAACUGAGGUCCAGCACCGCCACCUUUCUCGUAUCACUUGCCUGCGCCGACCUACUACUCCUGUUCAUAUACGUGCCCCUCGAGACCCUGGAGUAUUUCGUGAUCACGUGGGACAUCGACGGACAUAUCUGUAAGCUUAGCUCGUUUGUCGAGAUGCUGUCCGGAAUGGCAUCUGUGCUGAACUUAGUGGCCGUUUCCGUGGAAAGGUUUUUAGUGAUCGUAUACCCUAUAAGGGCCCGGCAUUGGUGCACAGUUAGCAAAUCGCGGCGAAGUUUGCUUAUCGUAUGGUCGCUGGCUAUCCUAUUCGCGGCACCCAUUGUGUUCAAUAAGAAUAUGUACUCGAUCACCUACUACAAUAACGCCACCUCGCUCACCGCCUACUACUGUUGGGAGUCGGACGAUGAAUGGGCCCUGUUCAUAUCCGUGUACCAGCUCAUGACCCUGUUUGUGAUACCGGCCUUCCUGAUGAUCAUAUGUUACUUCUGGGUCAUCCGUGAACUGUGGGCCUCCACUAAAGUGAUCACCACCCUAACCACCCCCUCAUAUAACAGCAACGGUAUGCGUGUCCACAAGGAUGGCCAGUCGUAUUUGGUGCGGUGGCCCUCCAAGAAAAUCAGCAUAAACUGUAACUCCAGCUGCUAUUCAAACUCCAGUGUCGAUAAUAAUAACUGCGCCAAUGGCACCGGGACGGCCAUGGGCAACUAUCUGAGUAAUAAUGGUAGCCUACAUAGUAGCCAUAAAAACGCCAGUGUCACCCAGUUAAAUCAUAGUAAUAAUAAUAAUAAUAGCGCGCAUAGUCGCACGUACUUCAGCAAUACAAACAGCCACCAUAGCAAUAGCUCCCAUACGGACAGCCUACAAAAUGAGUUUGACUUUUUGCACUCAAGUUACCAUGAUACAUUUCACUCGUUGCCCACCAGGUCACCGGUUACCGAUAUUAGGAAUGCCAGAAAACAG